Pundamilia nyererei is the source of this 2212-nucleotide messenger RNA. It is a transcript of the gene kif16bb, whose product is annotated as kinesin family member 16Bb. NCBI's taxonomy places the organism in Eukaryota, Metazoa, Chordata, Actinopteri, Cichliformes, Cichlidae. Gene Ontology annotation, molecular function: microtubule motor activity; ATP binding; microtubule binding. The transcript is spliced from 19 exons. Gene Ontology annotation, biological process: microtubule-based movement. Bases 140 to 2212 code for a protein of 690 amino acids. The record is from RefSeq and is a predicted model, not a curated record.
ACAAGGGCAAACCUCAGGUGUGAUAAUUAGCAGUGAAAACUUCUACAGAUAUCCAAACGUUUCUUUUAAAGAAGCACAAAGAAAGGUGGAGGAAGCGGCUGGACAUUGUUUUGCCAGAUUUCUUUUUAAAAUAUUAAUAAUGACUUCAGUGCGAGUAGCAGUCCGAGUCCGUCCAUUGAACAAAAGAGAAAAGCAGUUAUCCUCGAAGGUGAUAAUUCAUAUGAAGGAGAAGACAGCAACCAUUCAAAAGCCCACAGUUCGAGGGGACGAGCUCAAGGGCGCAGGGAAAACCUUUUCAUAUGAUUUUUCAUAUGACUCAUUUGACAGAAGAAGUCCCACGUUUGCAUCCCAGGAGAAGAUCUUCCGAGACUUGGGGUUUGAAGUCCUGAAAGCUGCAUUUGAGGGUUACAAUGCCUGCGUGAUUGCUUAUGGGCAAACAGGCUCAGGGAAGUCCUACACUAUGAUGGGUCCUUCACACGAUAAAGGUUUAAUCCCACGGAUCUGUGAAGGCUUGUUCUGGGAGAUAUCUCACAGGAGCAAGAGCGAUGCCGUGAUGUUCCACACAGAGGUCAGCUAUCUUGAGAUCUGCAAUGAGCGGAUGCAGGAUCUUCUCAAAAAGAGAGCAUCACCUACAGAUGAUGGGGGCUUGAGCGUGAGGGAGCAUCCUAGGCAUGGUCCCUAUGUAGAGAAUCUGUCCAAGCAUUUAGUACAAAGCUACAGUGAAGUGGAGGGCCUGAUCAUUCUCGGCAAUGCCAAGCGCACCACAGCCAGCAGGGGAGUGAAUGACUUCAGCAAGCGCUCCCAUGCCAUCUUCACCAUAAUGUUCACUCAGGUGUGGUGUGAUGCAGAACCGUUAUACGAGACAGUGAGUAAGAUCCACCUGGUAGACCUGGCAGGCAGCGAGAAAGUUGAUCCCACACGCACAGUAGGAGGCAGGUUGAAGGAAAGUGCCGACAUAAACAAAUCUCUGGUCACAUUGGGACAUGUGAUCUCAGCUCUAGCUGACCUUGGUGUAGGAGUGUCAACAACAAAACAGAUCUUCAUUCCUUACAGAGACUCUGUGCUGACAUGGCUGCUAAAAGACAGCCUGGGUGGAAACUCUAAGACUACUAUGAUAGCAACCAUUUCUCCUGCUGAUGUGAACUACAUGGAGACCCUGAACACUUUGCGUUUUGCCAGUCAAGCUAAAAACAUAGUGAACUCUCCCACAGUGAACGAUAAUGGCAGUAUGAAGGUGAUGAGGGAACUGCAGUCAGAGGUUACCAAACUCAAUCAACUACUAAAAGAAGCCACUCAGGUUGGGCAUGAGGUGCCAUUAUCCUCUGUGGAUGUAAAGGAGGAGCUGAAUGAGACAAAGUCCCUCCAGGUAGUAGCAUUGACCAAGAACAGAAGCAGCACGUGGAGGGAGACACUGAAUAUUCUGCAGGAGGAGACGGUGACUCUGAGGAAGGAGGGGAGUGGAGUGGUGUUGGAUUGCUGUUUGCCUCACCUUAUCGGUGUUGGUGAAGAUCUGCAAAGCACUGGAAUCGCCCUCUAUUACUUGAAAGAAGGCAGAACCAUAAUUGGCAAAGCAUCAUGCACCCAAGAUAUUGUGCUCCAUGGGCCUGGGCUCCUCAGUGUGCAUUGUGUGCUUGAGAACAUUGCUGGGACUGUAACCCUGUUCCCUCAGGAUGGUGCACUGUGCUUAGUCAAUGGCUCUGUGGUCACCGAUCCUUGCCAGCUGACUCAGGGUGCCAUCAUACAGUUGGGAAAAGGAGCCACACUCUGGUUUAACCAACCGACUGCUUCCCAACUUAGACUGAAAUACCAGAGUGGAUUGCCAUCUGUGUUCAGCCCAUCUGUGACCGACUCGUCCAACUCUACUGAGAAUUUGUCCAAGGCGAUGGUGCAAAGUCGAUGCCAACACAUCCAUCCGGCUAAAAAUGCAGAAGUAAUGUCCAAAGCCUCAAGCGUCUGUCUUGCCCCUACCCCAGCAAGAACGUUUGCGACUACAGGCCUGGGCUCAGGUCUGAGAGGAAAGCUCAAAGUGGGACUGAAGUUGCAAGCUGUAAGGGAGAAGAGGGCUGGUCAGGGGAUGCCAACCUCCAGCAGACAAGUGUCCUGGGCCUGGGUGAUGGAUGUGGCACAAAGCCAGAGGGGAAUGCUAAUGAGAUCCAAGAUGAUGGCACUGACUGCUACAAGGGGAGACCUCGCUCUGGUGGGAGCUCAUUAA